Molecule: messenger RNA, 1995 nt
Organism: Telopea speciosissima
Lineage: Eukaryota; Viridiplantae; Streptophyta; Magnoliopsida; Proteales; Proteaceae
Exons: 9
Coding region: 90-1832 (580 amino acids)
Biological process (GO): chloroplast organization
Cellular component (GO): chloroplast
Molecular function (GO): protein binding
Source: RefSeq, a predicted model, not a curated record
GGGAAGAAGAAGAGAUUUAACUAUCGGAGAUUAGAUUAGGAGGGCACACAGCUUAGUGUCGACGAAGAUUCCGCUCUUGGACGGCUUCAAUGGCAACUUCCCUUCAUCUUGCAGCGCCGCUUUCUCAUACUAACAGGGAGGGCCAAGUGCGCCUUUAUACACAUUUGAACCAUUGGAAAAAAGGCAUUCUGUAUUUCUCCGUUCGCCUCCAAAGUAAAAAAUUUAGUUUCAAGCUUUAUUCGAUGCCCUCUAGAACCAUUUCUCGCCCUACUUCAUUGAGAUGCUUUACAACAAAUGGUUCAAAAGAAUUGCGUGGAGGUCAUGAGAAGGAUUUUGUUUCUUCUGGUGUUUCAGCUCCAAACUACUUGGGAAGGUCAAACACUUUGCUUGAUAGCUCAAGCAACCCCAUCCAUGAUAUGAGUGAUUUUGAGAGAGAGUUGCAGGACUUCUUCAUUGAGGUUAAAACAAUGCUUAAGAAAGGGGAUAUAAAUGGCGCUACUGAUCUUCUUCAAGCAAAUUAUGAAGCAGUUAAAGAACAGAUGGAUGCAGGUGUUAAAGGCAUGGAGCAAGCUGCUAUUCUUGACAUCAUAGCUUUGGGAUACAUGGGUAUCGGGGACUUCAAGCUUGUUGAGUGCCUGUUGAAUAUGUUGAAUGAAAUUGUUAGAAGUGUGAAGAAUGGUGAACCACUUCUGGAUUCAGUACUGAUGCAUAUGGGAAGUAUUUAUGCAGCUUUGGGGAAAUUUGAAGAUGCAUUGCGUGUGUACAGAAGAGGUCUUGAAAUUUUAGAGAGUAUAUUUGGAAAGCAGAGUCCUUUUCUUAUUGUACCACUUCUGGGGAUGGCAAAAGUGUUUGGUUCUAUUGGAAGGGUGAAAAAAGCAGUAGAGUUCUAUUAUCGAGCAUUGAAUAUUUUGGAAACAAGCAGAGGUACAGAAAGUGAAGAUGUUGUUUUGCCUUUAUUUGGUCUUGGUAAUCUUCUAAUCAAGGAAGGAAAGGCUUCAGAUGCAGAAAAUUCUUUUAAGAGAAUUUUAAGCAUAUAUACCAAGCUAUAUGGAGAAAAGGAUGGAAGAGUAGGAAUGGCUAUGUGCUUCCUAGCUCACGCGAAGUGUGCAAAAGGAGAUAUGGAUGAAGCUAUACGUUUAUACAGAAAUGGUUUACAGGUAAUUAAGUUUUCAAAGUACAUGGAUUUAGAUGAUGAUAUUAUGGAGAAGAUGCGGAUAGACUUGGCUGAGUUGCUUCAUGUUGCAGGAAGAGAAAUUGAAGGACGAGAGCUACUGGAGGAGUGCUUGCUGAUCACCGAGAAGUAUAAAGGAAAUGGGCAUCCCAGUUCAGUGACCCACCUUCUAAAUCUUGCAACCUCUUAUUCACGCUCUAAGAAAUUUGUGGAAGCUGAGCGCUUGCUGAGGACAAGUCUCCGAAUUAUGAUGAAGACUGUGGGUCCUGAUGAUCAAUCUAUAACUUUUCCAAUGUUGCACCUUGCAGUUACUCUAUACCAUUUGAAACAGGAUGAAGAGGCGGAGCAUCUUGCUCUAGAGGCUACACGUAUACGUGAGGAGGCAUUUGGAAAAGAAUCUCUCCCAGUUGGGGAGGCUCUUGACUGUUUGGUUUCCAUUCAGUCCAGAUUAAGGAAAGAUGAUGGUGAAGUAUUGGCCCUGCUGAAGAGGGUGUUGAGCAUUCAAGAGAAAGAAUUGGGCCAUGAGAGUGAAGAUGUCAUGGUUACUCUAAAGAAGGUAGUUUUUUAUUUAGACAAACUGGGGAAAAAAGAUGAAAUUUUGCCUUUACAGAGAAGACUAUCCAUGCUUAGAACCAAGUAUAAGCAGUAUGUUCAAUCGUAGUUCCGUUGUAUCUUAUUUGUUUCUUAGCUCAUGAGAUUGUAGUUAAACUGAAUCAGUUUUGCUGGAUUAUAAGAUAACAUGAUCUCUAGUCUGUCAAAUGUCAUUCCCUGUAAAUGCCAAAUGCUGGGAAAUGUUGGACGGUUGAACCAGUAAAUUUUGUGGG